Molecule: messenger RNA, 4783 nt
Organism: Anolis sagrei ordinatus
Lineage: Eukaryota; Metazoa; Chordata; Lepidosauria; Squamata; Anolidae
Source: RefSeq, a predicted model, not a curated record
GCCAGUGCCGCGGUUCUCCUCGUCGCCGCUGCCGCCGCCUCUCGGGCUGUUAUUGCAGGCAAGAGAGAGAGAGAGAGAGGGAAAAGGGAGAGGGGAGGGGCCUUGGCUCCGCUUGCCUCGAUCUCCCAUUGCCUGCUUUUGCCUAUAGGAGCCCCUUCUCUCUCUCUCUCUCUCUCGCCACCUCCUUCCUUUCCCUUCCCUCUCCCUCCAUGCACAAGCAGCCUGCUACCAGCCAAGGGAGGCACAGCAGCAGGGACUUCCCAGCCAGGAACCCACCAAAGGGGAGAAACGGAGAAGAUCCGAAGCCAGCAGAAGCAGCCGGGUGCUGAUCCGGCUCAAGCCAUGGGGAGGAGGCGGCGCUGAGAGAGCCCCCCAAAGGGGAGCCUCUUGAUUGGAGAGCACUGGUCCUCUUUGCAAGACUGGGAGACUCCAGUGGAGGGAUCCAGGAGGAAGAGGAGGACCCCCCUCCCCUUGCUCCCAUCCCAUCAGAGCCCUCCUCCCAGUCUCACUCCACUUUGGAGUUGUGCCCCCUUCUUCCCCACUCUGAACUUCCUUUGGACUUGCCUGCAGCUCUGCCUUUGGGACUUCCAUCCUCCUCAUCCCUCUUCCUGGGCUACUGUCUCUUUAAGUAAUCUCUCCUCAUUGAGAGAGAGGCAACUAUUUGGGGGAGUUCAAAGCCAUGGCUGUGAAAGGGGCAACCACCCACACUGGGGUCUUGCUGGUGACAGCCAACGUGGGGUCCUUGUUUGAUGAUCCAGAAAAUUUACAGAAGAAUUGGCUUCGGGAAUUUUACAAGAUUGUUCAUGCGCACAAGCCACAUUUUAUGGCAUUACACUGUCAAGAGUUUGGUGGGAAAAACUAUGAAGCAUCCAUGUCUCAUGUGGACAAAUUUGUUAAAGAAUUGUUAUCAAGUGAUGCAAUGAAAGACUACAACAGAGCCCGGGUUUACCUGGAUGAGAAUUUCAAGUCACAGGAACACUUUACGGCACUAGGAAGUUUUUAUUUUCUACAUGAAUCCUUGAAAAAUAUUUACCAGUUUGAUUUUAAAGCUAAGAAGUAUAAAAAAGUUACGGGGAAAGAAAUCUAUUCAGAUACGUUAGAAAGUACACCUAUGUUGGAAAAAGAAAAGUUCCCACUGGAUUAUUUCCCAGAGUGCAAAUGGUCCAGAAAAGGAUUCAUACGAACGAGGUGGUGUAUUACUGACUGUGCCUUUGACUUGGUAAACAUUCAUCUUUUCCAUGAUGCUUCCAAUUUAGUUGCUUGGGAAACAAGCCCAUCGCUUUACUCAGGAAUAAGGCAUAAGGCCCUUGGUUAUGUACUUGACAGAAUUAUAGAUCAGCGGUUUGAGAGAGUUUCGUAUUUUGUCUUUGGAGAUUUCAACUUUCGACUGGAUGCAAAGUCAGUUGUAGAGACACUUUGUACAAAGGCUACAAUGCAGACGAUUCGGGCUGCAGACACUAAUGAAGUAGUCAAGCUAAUAUUCCGUGAAUCUGAUAAUGACCGAAAGGUUAUGCUACAAUUAGAAAAGAAACUCUUUGACUAUUUUAACCAAGACGUUUUUAGGGAUAAUAAUGGCACUGCGCUUUUGGAAUUUGACAAGGAGCUGUCAGUCUUUAAAGACAAAUUAUAUGAACUGGACAUUUCAUUUCCUCCCAGCUAUCCAUAUAGUGAGGAUUAUAGCCAGGGGAUGCAGUACAUGAACACUAGAUGUCCAGCUUGGUGCGACAGGAUCCUUAUGUCACAUUCUGCCAAAGAGCUUGUUCUAAAGUCAGAAAAUGAAGAGAGGCAAGUGGUAUAUGAUCACAUUGGACCAAACGUCUGCAUGGGGGACCACAAGCCCGUGUUCCUGUCCUUCCGAAUAGCCGCGGGGGCAGGUAAACCUAUUGCCAAUGUACACAAGUGUUGUCUCGUGCAGUGAUGUGGUGGGAAAAGGUGCCUCCGCCACGAAAAGAUCUGCCGGGAAAGCGCUUCAUAGCGAGGAAGAGGAAGAAGUAGAUGAAGGCCUGGUGGUCUGUUCUCUUGCUUCGCCACCCUCGUCCUCCCGUCGCAUCCUUGCGUGCCAUGUUGUUGGUUUUAUUGUUGUCACUGUUCUUGUUAUUCCUGUUAUUAUUGUUGUUAUUAUUAUUAAUUUUUAGGCUGUUAAUCAUACACUAUUUUUCUGCGUCUGGGCUAUUUUGUUUGAAUUUUCUACUUGGUCCCUGGAAAGGAAGACAAAAGAAAACAAGAAGAGAGAAAGAAACUUUCAUACCUCACCGUCUCGUCUAUCUUGUGACAUCCAAUAUGGACUUUUUAUUUUUAUAUGGAGAUGCGUAUAUUCUAUGGUUGCCAAAUAUAUAUAUACCUUGCCACUCCCCAAACCCACUAGUUCUCUGUUUCCGAGACUUCACUCGUCUGUCAAUGUGAAAGCCUAUAUAAUCUUCGAGAUUUAGGACUCUUUUCGUCCCCCUUUCUCCAGCUUCAUGCCAAGUUGCGCGUUUUGUACAUUGCCUUGUAUAGAAGUUGCGCUGUGAUCACUUGUAUGUUGACCGAGUUUUAUGGUUCAUGGGAAGGGGGGGUUGAAUUAUUAUUUUUUUCAUUUUUAUAGACUUUUUUGUUUUAUUUUUUUUCCAUGUUAUGUACUCUACUGCCAUGUUCGAUGGUUUUUUGAAUCACACGACCGCAGCUGCUUUCUAUCCGUGUAUAUAUUUAUAUAUUUGUAUGUGAGUGUGUAUAGAGAUCUCUAUAUAUAUACACAGAUAUAGAAAAUAAUUUAUAAUGAUACGCCGUUUGUCUUUCCUGCUCCGAAAAGAGAAAAGUCUCCCACUGGUAAAUUGUUGUUUGUAUCCACUACCACCACUGCUUACUUUCCAUUGCAUCCCAGUUCCUCAGUGGUUAAAUCCUACACAUUUCUUGGGUGUAUUUACACUGCAGAGUGAAUGCAGUUUGACACCACUUGGUUCAAUGCUAUGGACUUGUGGGAAUUAUCUUUGGUGAGGCACCAAAAGCCUAAGGACUUUGUGAAAUUACAACUCCCAGGAUUCUAUAUCAUUGAGCCAGGGCAGUUCAAGUGGCAUCAAACUGCAUUUAUUCUACAGUAUAGAUGCAGCCCAGGCCAACAUGACUGAAGAUCAAGGUCUUUUCACUUAAUCCAUUUAUAGCGCUCUGAUUCCACUUUUAACUGCUAUGAAAUCUUGAGAUCUGUAGUUUGGCGAGGUGCUAGAGCUCUCCAGCUGAGAAUUGUAAAUGUAUGUGCCUUCAGGUGAUCUGAUUUAUGGCAAUCCAGUGAUAUUCAUGGGGUUUUCACAAGCAAGGAAUACUCAGAGGUAGCUUGUCCAUCCUCCGCACUUGGUAUUUGUUGGUGGUCUUCCAUCCAAGUGCUAUCCAAGGAUGGUCCUGCUUCGUUUCCAAUAUCAAACAGGGAUCUGCUGCAUUUGGACAUUAACAUCCCUCCCCAAAUUAUCAAUCCCAAGAAUCCAUCAAAGCAGUUAAAAGUGGAAUGAUAGUACUAUAACCGGUAUUUAUCGCACUAUGCUAUACUGUAUAUAUAAUACACUGCUUUUGUUGUCAUGGCUGUACGCUAUGGAAUAAUGAGGUUUGUAGUUUGGUGAGGCACCCGUGCUCUUUGGCAAAGAACAUGAAAGGCCUUGUAAAACUACAAGUUCCAGGAUUCCAGAGCAUUGAGCCAGGGCAGUGCAAGUGGUGUCAAACUGCAUUCCUUCUACAGUGUAGACUAAACACACCCUACUGCGAAGGGGCCCUAGAUGGUUUUCUAGGAUUUGGGCCUGAGCACACCUGGGAAUGGAGAUUCAGGGCUUCCAAGACAGAGGGAACCCGAGUGCCAAAGCGACCGCUUCCACCCUUGAAUUUGGAAAUGCUACCUUCAGGGACUGCAAUGUCCAGAAUCCCUAGCCAGUAUUCUGGGAGCUGUAGUUUCCAAAAUAAAGAUCCCAUGCCCCGCUGUCCCUGGUGUAUAUAUCCCAACCAGAACCCCAUUCGCCUUCUGCAGUCACUUAUUUCAGCAGCAGAUUUGGGUGCCAUGAAAACAACAACAUCCAUCCGAACACGGAAUGGGGUCCCAGAGAGAGAAAAGUCCCGUGUCGGUGGCACAUUUUGGCAGUAGCUUCAACAUUGGAAGGAGGGAAUCCAGUGGUUUGUAAAUCUGGAUGGCUAAUUGGUAGUUUUCCCUUUCCAACAUUUCAAAAAAAAAAAACCUCCCUCCAGAACCAACAACCCCUGCAGCAUUAAAAAGUGUGUUGUUGUCGAUGAAACACAAAUACGGAGGGCUUUAUUGAUUAUUGAUUGAAAAACACUAUGGGCUUCAGGAGCCAAGGGAUGGAACCAUGUUUGCGGAAAGUUUUUUAAAAAAUGUAAUAAUUUGAGGAACUCCAACAAUUUGGUAAUCGAUGGGACUGUGAGUCUGCUCCAGAUUUUAGUCUGAACUUUAGAGACUGGGGGCACAUCUGUAAAAAUAAUGCAGUCUGACACCUCUUUAACUGCAAUGGUUAUGGAAUCCACCGAGUUGCAGUUUGGUGAGGCACCAGCACUCCAGUGGAGAAGGCUCAAGACCUUACAAAACUACAACUCCCAGGACUCCAUAGCACUGAGCCGUGACAGGGAAAGUGGUGACAAACUGCAUUAAAUCUACAGUGUUGGUGCACCUGGGGGAAGCCUUGAAAUAAUGUCUACUCACCCCUCAGAGAUUUUACAAAGGAAAGGGGUCUUGGGAGAAAAAGUUUGCCUUUUGCGUGUUCACUUGGAAAUGAGCAUUUUGGUUCUCAAGCAAUAAAACCGAUCCUGGUGAAAA